This is a messenger RNA of Mytilinidion resinicola, 990 nucleotides long. RefSeq lists its product as uncharacterized. The transcript has a single exon. Bases 370 to 957 code for a protein of 195 amino acids. The record is from RefSeq and is a predicted model, not a curated record. NCBI's taxonomy places the organism in Eukaryota, Fungi, Ascomycota, Dothideomycetes, Mytilinidiales, Mytilinidiaceae.
GUCAUCAUCAUCCCUCCAAACGCCACCUUGUUCGAGACAAGCAGUCAUACUAGCUGCAACUUGGACAUCGAAUACCCCGAAUCACUCGAGGACGAAGUCCUGCAAGCGUUCCAAAACGUUGAAAAUGCUCUGCUUGCUGCCGGUGUCGCAGGUAGAUGACAGGCCGUGUACAAGAUGACCUCAUACCAUGUUGGCAACAUAGAAGAAGCUGGUGAAGGGUUGGAAGCGGCUAUGGCGAAAUACUUGAAGGAUAAUAGGCCUGCUUGUUGUGGCGUUUCUGUGACAGGUCUUUCUGGCCCUGCUAGGAUAGAGAUUACCGGGUCGGCUGCAAGGGGCGCCUAGUGGAAUCGCAAGAGAGAAUGGCAUCAUAUGGCUGGGAGAUUGGAGGAACGAAAUUCAGGCGUGAGCAAGCAAGUGUUGGAUCACGUGACUCCAUUUGGCGUACCCGAAUUUCGCAACUUGACGAAGUCACUGUUGAAAUCAGGAUGCAAGAGGAAUUGCUGGAAAGAUCGUAUUGUGAAGAUAGCACAGCGACGAGCUAUAUACCUGGAAAGGCGGGCUGGUAGAGGAGGCUGGGUCCAACCACCAGAAAUUCAACUGUCACCUCCUAUCUUGGGGCAACGUGAUAGACGACGGAUAACUUCAUUUUUGACACUGCCAAAUCCAGCAUUAGAAUGCCGGUACUGUUUUCAAGAAAAAGGUUGGUACACAUUUGCUCACACCUUCAAGUCCACGCCAAAGCAAGCCUCCUCCUCAUCCAUCGCCUUUCCUCCCCCUCACCAACCUCAACCCUCCCCCUCCACCCUCCCCCUCCUCGGCCCCAGCUGCACCCAAUGCGCACAACACGUGUCGUCACUAACCGUCUCAAACCUUGCCCCUAGCUCCACCACCGCCGGCCGCGCCCUCGCCUUCUGCACAUCCCCACUCCACGAAUCAUGCCGCGGAUUGCGGUCGUAGAAGAACAGCCACCGCAGCCGCGCGCGGUUCGCC